Vicugna pacos (alpaca) is the source of this 1843-nucleotide messenger RNA. Lineage: Eukaryota; Metazoa; Chordata; Mammalia; Artiodactyla; Camelidae. The record is from RefSeq and is a predicted model, not a curated record.
UAGAAUGGGGGGAGGAGAGCGAAAGCAGUAAAGGAAGGGAAAAGGAAAGGAAAAACUUGGCUAUAUUGUUGGGUAUAAGGCGCGGGGUGGGCUAGAGUUUGAAGUUUAAGGGAGGCUCGCGCCUACACCCGACCUGGGACUAACGCUCCCACAGAGGUCCGCCCGGUGGCGUGGUCCGGCCUGGCCUACCGGACCUGCCCGAGCUCCGUCGGCCGCGGCUCUGCUAGGCUCCCGGCGCCGCCUCCUCCCUGCCCGCCGUAGGCUGCGGCGCUUCUGUGGGUGGGGGAAGGCUGGACUGACGCAGACCUGAGCUCCAGUUGCCUCCUGCCUCUCUGGGAGACUCCAAGAUCAGGAGAAGAUGACAACAGCAACUCGACAAGAAGUCCUUGGCCUGUACCGCAGAAUUUUCAGGCUUGCGAGGAAGUGGCAGGCUGCGUCAGGGCAGAUGGAAGACACUAUUAAAGAGAAACAGUACAUAUUAAACGAAGCCAGAACGCUGUUCCAGAAAAACAAAAAUGUCUCAGUCCAGCUGGUGAGUGACUCAGCGUCCUCAGAAGACCCCAUGAGCCAGGUGACAUGGGUCAAGCCAAUGCGAGUUUUCAGGCUUACAGACGCAGACCUGAUUAAACAGUGUAUAGAUGAAUGUACAGCCAGGAUUGAAAUUGGACUACAUUACCAGAUUCCUUAUCCAAGACCAAUUCAUCUGCCUCCUCUGGGCCUUACCCCACUACGAGGCCGGGGACUUCGAAGCCAGGAAAAACUGAGGAAGCUUUCCAAACCAAUAUAUCUCAAGUCUCACGAUGAGGUUUCCUAACGCAGAAGAAAGUUUAUUUCUGAGGAUGAUGAGCCAGCGAGGCCUUGCAUGUAAACCAGAUAACAAAAUCCUUCCUGAUUAAGAGCAAAAAACCCAAGUAUCUUCUUAAAACUUCCAAAGCACUGCUGCUCAUCCCAUGAUGUGUGCUCACACACCCCUACAGUUUGUCAGGGUCUUGCUGCCUGAGUGGACACCAAUCCUCGAGGUCAUGGACCUCACCUCCUCCCUGAAGCAUCACUUGGAAACAAGACUAAGGCCAGUGGAGAGAAGACUGAGGGGUGACAAAGCUCUUCAUGGGAAUGCCGCUCACCAGACAUGCCAGCUGGCAUGAAGAAAGUAGCCAGUUGCUAGAAAUUCUCCUGGAUACUAUAAAACUAUAUACCACCCUCAGAAUAUAUUUAGCUUUUUUUUUCAAGUUAUAGAUUUGCUUAAAAGUGGGCUUUUUGUGUGUGCUUUGUUAUCUUUGGGCACUUCCAAUUUCCAGAUAAACUCCCCUUUAAAAAUACAUCAUUGGAUCAAUCAGAGUUUUUCAUGGAAAUUUUAUAUGGGACCUCUCCCUACCCUCAACAUACACAUACACGAAAGUGCAUGAAUUAAAUGCAUUAGUUUACUUUAUCUAAAAACCCGUGAUUACUUUGUGUACACUUAGGAUCAGAAAGGCUCACUAGAAAUUCUUACUGCAUUCAUUAUGAGAAUUUUACCUUAACAUAAUUACGAAGUACAAGGGCUAAGCUGGCUUUCAAAUUAUGUCUAAACAGAAAUGGGACAAGUAGAGAUUAAAACACUAAUGAUUUAUAAUGAAAAAGAAUAUAUGUAUGUAUAUGUAUUACUGAAGCCUUAUGCUGUACACCAGAAUUUGAUACCUUGUAACUGACUGUCCUUCAAUUAAAAAACAAAAACACAAAGGACUUCCACCCCUGCAUGUGUGGAUAAGGCGAGAUAACUAUGGCAGGUCAUUUGUACAUCUGUGUCAUUCCCUCUUACCUCCACAGAGGAUGGGCAUCACCUGUAAAGACAAAUCUCUAUUGA